AUGCAGCCAGAAUCUGGAGCUGGGCAGGGACACUUGGGUGUCCCAAGGUUCGUGAGGCCCUAUCAAGGGUUAGCAAGUCAAGUGGGAGAAAGAUCCCCAUGGGGUCACGGGUGCAGGCCAAGUUUCCUAAAGGAGGUGGGGCCUGAGGCCCUGGAGGAUGGGCAGAUUUGGAGAGAGAGAGAAAAAGAGGAGGGCAGGGUGGGGAGGGCCUCUGACCAAGGCGCUCACCCAGCCAAGGUGGGGUUAGAAUAUGGCCCCCUUUUCCUCCCCUGGGGCCAGGAGGCAGUCCAGGGAGUGACCAAGGGCACGUGA
Messenger RNA from Rangifer tarandus platyrhynchus (Svalbard reindeer), 312 nucleotides. The record is from the annotation of a GenBank genome assembly. Lineage: Eukaryota; Metazoa; Chordata; Mammalia; Artiodactyla; Cervidae.